Paramuricea clavata is the source of this 789-nucleotide messenger RNA. Lineage: Eukaryota; Metazoa; Cnidaria; Anthozoa; Malacalcyonacea; Plexauridae. The record is from the annotation of a GenBank genome assembly.
UUCAGUAUACGAGAUGGUUUGAAAGAAAAGCAGCGAAUUCCUUUACUUGCCACUGGCAAAACUGGCACUCUGGCAAAACUGGCGCUCUGGCAAAACUGGCAAACUGGCGCUCUGGCAAAACUGACUAGCACUUUAGUAAACUGGCGCUCUGGCGAAACUGGCGCUCUGGCAUGGCAAAACUGGCGCUCUGGCAAACUGGCAAAACUGACUAGCACUUUAGUAAACUGGCGAAACUGGCGCCCUGGCAAAACUGGCGCUCUGGCAAAACUUGCGCUCUGGCAAAACUGGCGCUCUGGCAAAACUGGCGCUCUGGCAAAACUGGCAAACUGGCGCUCUGGCAAAACUGCCGGCGCUCUGGCAAAACUGGCGCUCUGGCAAACUGGCGCUCUGGCGAAACUGGCACUCUGGCGAAACUGGCACUCUGGCGAAACUGGCACUCUGGCAAAACUGGCACUCUGGCGAAACUGGCACUCUGGCGAAACUGGCACUCUGGCGAAACUGGCACUCUGGCAAAACUGGCGCUCUGGCAAAACUGGCGCUCUGGCAAAACUGGCGCUCUGGCAAAAAUGGCAAACUGGCGCUCUGGCGAAACUGGCACUCUGGCGAAACUGGCACUCUGGCAAAACUGGCGCUCUGGCAAAACUGGCGCUCUGGCAAAACUGGCGCUCUGGCAAACUGGCGCUCUGGCAAAACUGCCGGCUCUCUGGCAAACUGGCGCUCUGGCAGAUGGAUAAAAAGCCAAAAACGUACAUCAUUUUGGCGUAUGGCAUUCAGAGUCGUUAUAGAUGA